AUGAUUCUUCCGAGCUCAGAUGAAGAGUCACAUCGUCAGGAGCUUGGUGACGACAGCCACAGAUUUGGCAGCUUUGUGCCACCCCCAGACGUCAAUUUCGACAUGUGGUACGAAGGUAUGAUGCCCCCAGGAAGCUGGUCUGACAUGCCCGGGCCAGCCUCAGGUAUGGCACCGAAGCUCCAUAAAAACGAGUUGGACGCCCACAGCAGUUCAACUCCAGCCAGUGGGCCAAGUCAAGCUGAUCACACCUCCGCGGAAACUCCAUUAACCCCCGAAGAUUUUCUGGCCAUAAUCAUGAGCUUCGAUGACCCAGUUGACAGUGCCGCGGAGGCUGUGGUCACGGGAGCCCCGCAUUUGCACACCCUUGGAGUCGCUGGUGGUAUUCACGGCCGGUUGUCGGCCUUACGCUUUGACUCGCCGCCGUCAUCGCGCAGUGUAGGACAACGCGACGCUGAGCUAUCAUGUCAUGACCUGACACCAGGUAUAUCGCCUGCCCCAGCAUCAUUAGCUAUUCCAGUAGCAGUCGCGGUACCAGUACCAGCCACGGUAUCACCUCCUGUAGCACCAUUGUCUACAACAUUCGUGUCGUCGCUACCUAUUACGGGGUGGUCCGGUCUUGAGACCCUACCCCAGGUGAAAUCGAGAGCCAGAGAAGGCAUGAAACGGUCGAUGUUCAACGGCUCGUUUCUGCUUUCAACUGAGACAAGAUCAGAAAAGGCGCUUGCCAGCCUUGCUGCCGUUGUAGCUACAUCAAAUAAUCCUGAAUUCGCCCAAUGGUCCGCCGGGGAUGAUGCCAAAAAGGACGCUGGAAAAAUUGGUGACACCGCGAAGAAUCUGAGGAGAAGAUUCAUGGAUAUAGUUCGGACGGCGGUUUUAUCUGGCUACAAUUUGAAUGAAGCCUUGGAAACCCAACCGCAGCCAGAGAUGGUGCUUAUCAUCCGUGACCUUCUCCAAGCCGAUGCGUUCCUGAACGGAGAUAUCGAGGUGGGAGGACAGAUCAUGCACGGCGUGCCCUUUGCAAAUAUUGUAGUGCGACAUUUUACGCAGCACGUGCUGUUCCACCAACUUAAGCUCCACCAAUAUGUUAGCCACGACCGAGACCUUGGGGCAUUGUUAGCCUUCAUUGGAACAUUGUUUGAGUGGGUAUUGAAAGAACUGUCCACUGGUGUCUUCUUGCCCAGAGACUUUGACCUGUCCCCCGCUAGGGUAGAAUUCGACAAAAAGCUAAAUGGUCUCUACACGUCAAUGGCGAGCGAUGCAAAUGUAUAUGCAGGGAAAAUUACAAGGCAGGGUACUUCCAGGAAUGAUAUGAGCCAAGAAUUACAGAAAACGGCGGUUGGGAUGUGGAGAUAUGGUCAAAAUACUGACUUUUUGGCCCUACCACCAUAUGUCACCAGUAAUGAUCUCCAGAUACUCUGGGACCAUCACCAAUCGAUUUCCAAGCUUGAAAAACCCCAGGACAGCCCUUUACGGUAUCGGGUUUAA
This is a messenger RNA of Suillus subalutaceus, 1485 nucleotides long. RefSeq lists its product as uncharacterized. The transcript has 5 exons. The coding region runs from base 1 to 1485 and encodes 494 amino acids. NCBI's taxonomy places the organism in Eukaryota, Fungi, Basidiomycota, Agaricomycetes, Boletales, Suillaceae. The record is from RefSeq and is a predicted model, not a curated record.